GCACCCGCACGGGCAGGGGCAGGCAGCGGAGGGAGGCGCCACGCGACGCGACGCGGGUAGAAAUAGCGGCGCGCCAGCGCCAACCCCCAGCUCCAGCUCCCCCUUGGCGGAAACAUCCCACAUUCCCACUCCCCGGGCCACCAUCCCACCACCACCUGCCUGCCUGCCUGCCUGCGCGCGCACACCCGUCUCCUCUCCUCUCCCUAGCUACCCCCACCUCCCUGUUCGUGUUACUACUGCUCUUCCCUUUCUUCCGCGCGACCAGCAGGGCUCUUCUUGCCAUCCCCUCUCCGGAGACGCGUCGAGCUGAAGGGUCCCGGCCUGGGCGCGCGCCGCGACACGGGAGAGGAUUAAAAAAUCUUGAGCCAAGAGUGGUUCAACAGACGGGUCAAACUCCUUGUGCGGGUGGUUUGGUUUGCCGCAGGAAAUUAUUUGAGACGGGGAUACUUUAUGACUCUUACCUACAGCCGCUGGUCUGUUGACUGGUCAUACUACGAGUACUUCUUUAGCAGUACGUGUAGUUCGAAACUUGUACGUUGUACGUCCACCAUGAUGCCAAAUCGUAGCUUUUCUUUGGUCAGCGUUACAGCAUCCUCCUGCGUUCCCUUUCUGUCGGUAGGAAUGCACAGAUAGUCAUUUUAUGUUCGGUUUCAAGGCAAAUCUAGCUGAGGUUUUGAGGAUUGCUAUUUGAUCUGCAUCCGGCAUCCGAGGCGUUUGUGAUGUCAACUACCCACAAUGCUUGCUUCAAGGCUGCAGUUUUGCGCUGGGUGUGUUUGUGGAAUCGUAUAUCCAGCAGGAUUUUUGUUUAAUCUGGAUUUACUAGAGGACUAGAAGACAUUUGCAAUCAAACUGCAAAAGUUUCCUCCGAGUUGGUUUUAAAAUUGGACAUGCUCUUUAUACCAGAAGCACUUGAUAACUUGGAGAUUUAGUGCAUUGGACUCUCAACUGAACCAGGAUGGCUGAUACUCCAACUUCCCGCAGGGUGCACUCCUUUGGCAAUGUACCAAGGCAGACUCCGAAACAAUUCCUCUAUUCUGGCAAUACACAGCACCUUUGUCAUCCUUAUCAGUCGGCUUCGGACACCCACGUUGUAGCACAGCAUCAUUGUACCAUGAAGUUUCAUUCGCCAGAUGCUGGUUCUGAAGACCAUAAGCGGUACACACUGGACUCCUCUGCAGCUUCUGGUUGUAUGAGACAUGAUUCUCCCACCAGUCAGAGUCUCCCAACUGGGAGUGACAGCCCUCUAUCUCAUGACAGCCACUCCGGAUCCACCAAUGGCAAUGGAUCACCUGUAAGCGCGUCAUGUGUCACUGAGGACCCUAAUGAUCUCAAGCAAAAACUGAAGGAUCUUGAGGCUGCAAUGCUUGGGACAGACUCAGAGAUAGUCAAUAGCCUCGAGAUGUCCGUUGCAAACCAACUUUCAUUGGAACCAGAGGUGUGGAUGCAGAUGAUGAGCAUGCCCAGAGGCAACCUGAAGGAGCUGCUGAUUACUUGCGCUAGAGCAGUGGAAGAGAAUAACAGUUUCGCGAUCAAUCUGAUGAUUCCAGAGUUGAGGAAAAUGGUCUCAGUGUCUGGUGAGCCUCUUGAGAGGUUGGGAGCCUACAUGGUUGAAGGUCUUGUUGCUAGGCUCGCUUCCUCCGGCAACUCAAUCUACAAAGCUCUGAAGUGCAAAGAGCCAAAGAGUUCUGAACUCCUGUCCUACAUGCAUUUCCUGUAUGAGGCCUGCCCCUACUUCAAGUUUGGCUACAUGUCUGCAAAUGGUGCAAUUGCAGAGGCUGUCAAGGGAGAAGACAGGAUCCAUAUCAUUGACUUCCAUAUCUCUCAAGGCGCUCAGUGGAUCUCUCUCCUUCAGGCCCUUGCAGCCAGGCCUAGUGGACCACCGUUCGUCAGGAUCACGGGCAUUGAUGAUUCCGUCUCAGCUUACGCCCGAGGCGGCGGCCUGGAGUUAGUUGGCAGGAGGCUGUCACACAUUGCUGGCCUGUGCAAGGUGCCCUUUGAGUUCAAUGCAGUUGCUAUCUCGGGCAGUGAGGUGGAAGAGGGACAUAUGGGCAUCGUCCCAGGUGAAGCCGUCGCUGUGAACUUCACCCUGGAGCUACACCACAUCCCAGACGAGACCGUGAGCACGGAGAACCACCGGGACCGGAUCCUGAGGCUGGUGAAGGGCCUGUCCCCGAAGGUGCUCACCCUGGUGGAGCAGGAGUCCAACACGAACACCGCCCCGUUCGCGCAGCGGUUCGCGGAGACGCUGGACUAUUACACUGCCGUCUUCGAGUCCAUCGACCUGACCCUCCCCAGGGACGACAGGGAGAGGAUCAACAUGGAGCAGCACUGCCUGGCGAGGGAGAUCGUGAACCUGGUGGCCUGCGAGGGCGAGGAGAGGGUGGAGCGGCACGAGGUCUUCGGGAAGUGGAAGGCGCGGCUGACGAUGGCCGGGUUCAGGCCGUCCCCGCUCAGCGCGCUGGUGAACGCCACCAUCAAGACGCUGCUGCAGAGCUACUCGCUCAACUACAAGCUCGCUGAGAGGGACGGGGUGCUCUACCUCGGGUGGAAGAACAGGCCCCUGGUGGUCUCCUCCGCUUGGCACUAGUGACGUGAUGUGAUAUCUGACGAAGAAUUUGUACCUCGUAGUCGUUUAGAUGUAUGCUUGGUUGAACACGAACUAUAGGGAGCUACGGCGAUACUGGGAUGGAGUAGAAUACCUUGAUGUUGUAAUGGCAACUGCCAGCCAGCCUAGAAAAUGCUGAUGAGAUGUAGUACAAGUUUGAGGGUAUAUGUUUCAGCUAAAUCAGUUGUGCUUCGAUAA
Molecule: messenger RNA, 2803 nt
Organism: Phragmites australis (common reed)
Lineage: Eukaryota; Viridiplantae; Streptophyta; Magnoliopsida; Poales; Poaceae
Product: chitin-inducible gibberellin-responsive protein 2-like
Exons: 3
Coding region: 956-2587 (543 amino acids)
Biological process (GO): regulation of DNA-templated transcription
Cellular component (GO): nucleus
Molecular function (GO): DNA-binding transcription factor activity; sequence-specific DNA binding
Source: RefSeq, a predicted model, not a curated record